GCCAUUACCGACCUCUCAAUCCCUUCAAAUCCCCACCCUCCUCUCUCUAACACCAAACUUUCGAAGCAUCUCUCUCUAAAAACUCAAUAAUUCUCUGUGAUAUUUUCAUUUCUCUCUCUAUAAUUCACGAUAUGGCUCAGAAGACAGAAAAGGAAGAGACGGAGUUCAAGGUACCCGAAACUUUGACUCUAUGUAUCAACAAUUGUGGUUUCACAGGUAAUCCAGCUACCAACAACAUGUGCCAGAAAUGUUUCAACGCCACCACGGCCUCCGCUAAAUCAACCACCGCCACCGCCACCGCCACCGCCACCGCCACGACGACGGCUUCCGCAUCAACAACCUCCGCUGCAACAACAGCAACCACCAUGGAUUCUAGCACAAGCGGAGGUGGUGCGAUCUUAAAGUUCUCUAGCGAUAAAACUACAAGAUCUCGAUUGAUCGACCGGUCCUCAGAUGCCACAGGUACAACCAGUCAAAGUCCGGAGUCAGAUCGGCAUAAAGCCGACGUCGUUGAGAAGAGCGUGGUAAACCGGUGUUCCGGCUGUCGACGAAAGGUUGGUUUGACCGGAUUCAGAUGUCGAUGCGGAGAAUUGUUCUGUGGAGAACAUCGAUAUUCGGAUCGGCACGAUUGCAGUUACGAUUAUAAAUCAGCUGGUCGUGAUGCGAUCGCUAGAGAAAAUCCCGUCGUAAAAGCAGCUAAGAUUGUUAGAGUUUGAGUUUCAAAAGACAAACAAAAAUUAUCAACAUCAAAGCACGAGACCGACUCGAUCUCGUCGGAUCUCUUUCUCAGAAUUAUGGUGAUCGGAAAAAAUUUCUAGAGAGAGAAAGAACAAAUUCUUGAAAAGAUUUGUAUCUCUUUCGAUGAUGAUGCCUCUAUAAUUUGCUUUUUUUUAAUUGGAGUUGGUCUAUUGAGAUUUGAGAAAUGAAAUUAUUAUGGUUUUAAGAUA
Molecule: messenger RNA, 947 nt
Organism: Mangifera indica (mango)
Lineage: Eukaryota; Viridiplantae; Streptophyta; Magnoliopsida; Sapindales; Anacardiaceae
Product: zinc finger A20 and AN1 domain-containing stress-associated protein 5-like
Exons: 1
Coding region: 132-716 (194 amino acids)
Biological process (GO): protein ubiquitination
Molecular function (GO): DNA binding; zinc ion binding; ubiquitin-protein transferase activity
Source: RefSeq, a predicted model, not a curated record